CGCUACGACAACCGACGUACGACUGAAGAACCCCAAGAGAAUUCCUGUUCAAACGACUAAAAGAUCCGGACUCAAGAUCCAGACUCAAGAUCCAGACUCAAGAUCAAGUAUCAAGGACUGCUAAAAGGUGAGCCAAUAAGAAAAAAGUUCAGACGUUCAAGAGAUCAAGUGCUGAAUCAGAUCAAACGAAGAACAGAACAAAACUGCCAACGCAAGUCCAUUCCGAUAAGUUGAGACUAUUUGACAUCAACCAUAGAGGAAGACAAUAUGGCAGAUAACUGUAGCACCACGCUGCCACUUUUCCCCACGUUUGGAGUGGGUCCAUUUAACCUUACUUCGUUCGGAUCGGCCAAUUUGACGGGAUUCGGUGCGACAAUCUUCAACGUUACCCUCUUACUAAACUUUACGACUGUGUCCAAUCUAUCUAAUCAUUAUGAACUUUCUAAGCAACUGUGGGAGAUAAAGACCGCAUACGUUAACACCACGAACGGUACUAGCGAUAUAUCGGACAUAUUGGACCUUUUGAACCAGGUGACUAAUACGCUAGAAUGCCUUGACAAUGUCAGGGAACACUUAAAGGAAGCGGCUUACACCAUUGCUCUUCCAAUCAUCAUCAUCCUCGGCGUGAUUAGCGUGUUGGGGAUUGCAGGAAACACAAUUGUUCUUGUUGUAUAUAAGAGAGAGAAGCGUGUCUGCAGCAAUGUCUUUAUCCUGACCUUAGCUUUGGUGGAUAUAGCGAUGUGUUUAAUCGCCAUUCCUCUAGAAUUAAACAACUUCCUACAGUGGACAAAGGAGGGAAGUGACUGGUCCUGUAAGUUCAGCGUGUAUUUCGUCCAGACGAGUUUGGUAUGCUCCAUUCUGACUCUGGCUGCGGUAGCCAUGGACAGGUACUUUGCGAUCUGCCGGCCGUUCAGGAAAACUAUGACCGUCAAGAGGGCGAAGCUCACCGCCUUAGGCAUCGUGGUUCUCGGCUUAGUUCUCGACUGUCCCAUCCUGUUCGUGUACGGAGUAGACAAGUUCGUACCUGACCAAAAUGGACAUCAAUUCGGCACGUGUAAGGUCUUGGACCAAUACGCCAACGAAGUCGCCGUGUCAAUUUUCCUCUCAGCAAACUUUGUCGUCUUCGUUGUCUGUUCGGUCGCGAUCGUUGUCUUGUACAUGCUUGUCUUUUGCAAGGUGUUGAACCAUCACAAAAAAGUUCACCCAACAUUGUUCAGAAACGCCUCCGGAAGUAGAGAGACGAACCCUAUCCCGAAAAGCAACUCGAUGCAACUGAGAGAGAGACCAAACGAAAUCACCUCUCAGGUAGAGCCAAACACGGACCAUUCUACACCAAGUGUUGACUUCGAGAAGCAAAAGAAGUGUCGGACUCGGCGAUCACUUAGUGAUCCUGCCAUAACCAACCUUGCAGUUGCCAAAUCACGCCUGAGGACUUUCAGAGCCACAAGAGCUAAGAAGACGAGGCCUGUCAGUCCUGUGGACAGAUCCGAAGACUCCGGACACGAGACGGACGGUCAGGAGACGAAGUCAUGUCGGUCCAGCCCUGUCAUGCGGAGUGACGGUGGCUACACCUCGGCGGCAAGCUCGUACCGGCGCCGCCUGGUCACGCGCGCGAGGAGCCGGUACAAAAACCCGCGGAUGUCCUCCCCGCACGUACAGACAGCCAAGAUGCUGGCUCUGGCCACGCUGGUGUUCAUCCUCACCUGGUUACCGCACUGGAUCCUGACUUUCGUGUACUCGGACCCGGCAACUAACUCACCCUUCAUCAGCCAAGCUGCACAGGCAAUCUUUCUCGUCCUGGACAGACUGUAUCUCCUCAACAGCGUCCUCAAUCCAGUUAUAUACAGUUUCGCUAGUCGGAGCUUCCGUAUCGCGCUGAAAAACACGGUGAUGUGUAAAAGACAGCGUCAUCAGUGGCAGCGAUAGACGACACAGAACU
Branchiostoma floridae (Florida lancelet) is the source of this 1939-nucleotide messenger RNA. RefSeq names its product cholecystokinin receptor type A-like. The record is from RefSeq and is a predicted model, not a curated record. Gene Ontology annotation, biological process: G protein-coupled receptor signaling pathway. Bases 268 to 1926 code for a protein of 552 amino acids. Gene Ontology annotation, cellular component: plasma membrane. Gene Ontology annotation, molecular function: G protein-coupled receptor activity. The transcript has a single exon. Lineage: Eukaryota; Metazoa; Chordata; Leptocardii; Amphioxiformes; Branchiostomatidae.